CAUACAUAUUAUAUUAAAUUAAAAAUCUGAUAAAAUGGGCAUUCCAACCAUAAAGAAAUGUUGCUGCCUGGAGCUGAAGUGGGGUGCUCUUAUUGCCGUCGUGGUUGAUUUUUUCUUUGGAAGCAUUGUUUUCUUCGAUGCUGAUUCCGAAAGAAGGAGUAUAAAUAUCGCGUUGUACGUUCUCGUCCUGGUCUACAUUGCCCACAUAGUUUGCAUGAUUUUGGUUCUUGUUUCCCUUUGUGUGCCUAAGAAACAGCUCGUCGCUCCUUAUCUGAUAACCGCAAUAAUUUGCGUAAUUGUUGUUGUCUUAUUUUUCAUUAUCGUAUGCAUAGAAAUGGGCGAACUUAAUAUCUUGUCACUGGUUUUAAUCAUUAUUAAAAUAAUUCUUGCAGUCUUCUUGUGGAUCGUCGUCUUCUCGUGGUACAAGAAGCUUGCAGGCUCAGCGGACACAUAGAUCACUCAGACGACAGCAUUACCCAUAUGAAAAUGAUCCCAAGACUUUAAAA
Messenger RNA from Drosophila simulans, 506 nucleotides. RefSeq lists its product as uncharacterized. The transcript has 4 exons. The coding region runs from base 35 to 454 and encodes 139 amino acids. The record is from RefSeq and is a predicted model, not a curated record. Lineage: Eukaryota; Metazoa; Arthropoda; Insecta; Diptera; Drosophilidae.